This is a messenger RNA of Saxophila tyrrhenica, 1497 nucleotides long. RefSeq lists its product as uncharacterized. Bases 1 to 1497 code for a protein of 498 amino acids. Gene Ontology annotation, cellular component: cytoplasm. The transcript is spliced from 4 exons. Gene Ontology annotation, molecular function: oxidoreductase activity. The record is from RefSeq and is a predicted model, not a curated record. NCBI's taxonomy places the organism in Eukaryota, Fungi, Ascomycota, Dothideomycetes, Mycosphaerellales, Extremaceae.
AUGACCGACAUCGGGAUACCGAAUCUCAUCCUGGUCUCUGGGCGCCUUGGGCUUCACAAGCUGCUCUGUGGGCACUUCGGACGGCAACAAGCCAUGCUGUGGCUUUCUUCCGCCAACACGAGUUGCUCUCACCCUUCCCAUCCGGAAUGGCUCUCCCUCUCCAGCAUAACCCAAAACAACACCUGGGCCGCGAAUUGCGCGGACACAUACACACUCCGCGAGCAAGGCCACUCAACACGCCACAUCGCACGGAUAACAGGCAUACCGAAAACGACAGUCGGCAACGUCCUGCGGACAGGCCGCAAACCCCCAAGAAAGGAAAAUGCACCCAAGACUCUUUCCGAGGAAGAUGUCGCUCUGUUAGCUCGCGAACUGCCUCAUGACUGGGGGGUACAGAAUGAGAAGAAAGCCAAGGAACUCGGUAUCAUCGCCUCCCGCACUACUAUCUGUCGGGCGCUGAAGAAGUAUCGAUCUAAGCAUGGAAACGCAACUCCGAGCCAGGGCGCCAACAUCUUGCUCGCCGAUGCGGAGGGUGUUGGCGCGGUGUACCUGUAUCAGCUACUGCAAGCCGGAUGUACCGUGACCGCCGUAUGCGGGUCGAAUUACGAUGUCGUCUCCCAGCAAGGCUUCACCAUGAACAGUGUGCGGUACGGCAAUGUGAAGUUUCGGCCUACAAGAAAAGUUCGCAGCAUCGAAGACAGCGCUGGGAGUAGCUUUGACUAUGUCCUUGUCUGCACCAAAUCUUCCACUGAAGCCAGCCACCUCUGGCUGAGCACGGCCAUAGUACUAAUCCAGAGCGGAAUUGGCAUCGAAGAAGAAGUCAAGCAAACCUUUUCAGACAAUGCGAUCAUCAGUGCACCAGUUCGCUGUCCUGCAACCGAGACAGCACCCGGCCAUAUCGAUUACCAGGAGACGCUCAACAUUCUAGAAGUCGGAACGUAUCCAUCAAAUACGUCCAUCGAGCAUAGAGCUACAGCGAAAGAGUUCGCAGGUCUCAUGGUUCAAGGUGGUGGCGGAGCCGAAUACCGACCAGACAUCCAAGUCUUGCGCUGCUCAAGACUACUGAUGGGAGCUGCUUGGGGCCCUAUCUGGGGCAUCAUGCGGGAGAUUGUUCAUCUCGCUAAAGCUAUUGGUGUCCCUAACCUCACUAAGGAGGUUGCGCGCGAUAAGCUGUCUAUUGCGAUGGAGCGAAAGAAAGCUGGCGCUGAAUCCGAGACGAGGAUGUCACAAGACGUGCAAGAAGGCCGUCCGACGGAAGUGGAGACCGUCGUUGGUACGACGGUACGGAUGGCCCGGCAGUAUGGCGUGCCUAUGCCGAGACUGGAGACUGUGUAUGCACUGGCGAAGGGUCGCAAUGCUACCUUGUUGGCAGCAUCGAAGGAUGCGUCUGCCGCCGCGGCAGAUGUUACUCCGCCAGCGAGAUCGAGUACGCCGGCACCGACGAACACGAAUGCGUCUACGCAGACAGUGGGUCGGGGCCCUUUGCCAGAUGGAUGA